Loxodonta africana (African savanna elephant) is the source of this 9560-nucleotide messenger RNA. It is a transcript of the gene ZC3HAV1, whose product is annotated as zinc finger CCCH-type containing, antiviral 1. Gene Ontology annotation, cellular component: nucleus. Gene Ontology annotation, molecular function: RNA binding; NAD+ poly-ADP-ribosyltransferase activity; NAD+-protein mono-ADP-ribosyltransferase activity. Lineage: Eukaryota; Metazoa; Chordata; Mammalia; Proboscidea; Elephantidae. The record is from RefSeq and is a predicted model, not a curated record. Gene Ontology annotation, biological process: positive regulation of type I interferon production; response to virus; positive regulation of mRNA catabolic process. The transcript has 13 exons. Bases 553 to 3597 code for a protein of 1014 amino acids.
GGGUAGUAACAACCAACCCGUGGAGCUGUCCUGCAGAUUCGCUACAAUUCCGGAGUCAGCGCGCCGGGCUCGGAGGAGGCGCUCACCACGGUUUGCUCUCACCAGGGUUUGCUCGUUCCGGGAUGAGUGAGUGGGGUGGGGAGCGAGAGGAACCAAGACCCGCGUCAUUCACCACUGGCACAUAAAAAUCCCCGAGCUCAUUUUCAGUUUCUCUUCUGUCCUGACAAGCCUCGUAGUGAUCAUCCUCGCCAAGCCCAGACUCGAGAGAGGCCGCCGGGCAGGCGCUGCGUCUACGCAGGCUUUCCCGCGCUUGGUCACUUGCUUGCCAUUCGGUGGCCAUCGCCUUCGACUUUUACACAACGACCCAGGCGGUGGUAUCCGGCCUCCACCCAAGAGCCGAGUUGGAAACCGAAAGCGCUGAGCCCGGGGGAGGGGCGCCCCGCCCCGCGCGCCAGGAGGGCGACUUGUAGGUUUCGAUUCUCCGGGAGCAAGCGCGGUCAGUUGCGCUCAGUGUCUGCAAGGCUCCGGCCGCCAAGCGGCAACGGCGUGGCCAUGGCCGACCCGGAGGUGUGCUGCUUCAUCACCAAGAUCCUGUGCGCCCACAAGGGCCGCAUGGCUCUGGACGCGCUGCUCCGCAAGAUCGCGCUAUCUGAGGAGCAGCUCUGCGAGGUGCUGGAAGCGGCCGGGCCCGACCGCUUCGUGGUCCAGGAGACCGAGGGUAGCCGGUGGGUGGUGGCCACCACUCGAGCCCGGGUCUGCCGUCGCAAGUUCUGCCAGAGACCCUGCGAAAACCUGCACCUCUGCAAGCUCAACCUGCUGGGCCGGUGCAACUAUUCGCAGUCGCAGCGAAAUUUAUGUAAAUAUUCUCACGAGGUCCUCUCAGAAGACAACUUCAGAGUCCUGAAGAACCACGAGCUUUCUGGACUUAACCAAGAGGAAUUAGCUGUGCUCCUCGUCCAAAGUGACCCGUUUUUUAUGCCUGAGAUAUGCAAGAGCUAUAAGGGCGAGGGCCGGCAGCAGAUCUGCAGCCAGCAGCCGCCCUGUGACAGACUCCACAUCUGCGAGCACUUCACCCGCGGGAACUGCAGUUACUCCAACUGCCUGCGCUCCCACAACCUGCUGGACCGGAAGGUGCUGGCCGCCAUGUGGGAGCACGGGCUCAGUGUCGACGUGGUGCGCAACAUCCAGGACAUUCUCAACAGCAAGCACGCCCGGGGCCGGAAGCACCCGCCGGCCAGGAGAGCCCCUCCCUCAAAUCGUCGAGAUGUGGGAUACAGAGACAGAAGCAAAAGUCGAGACAGAUUUUUUCAGGGCCAUCAGGAAUUUUUUCCACCUGCUGAUGCCUCUUGCCAAAGGUCCUGCACGUCCAGUCCUGAUAUAACCAGCAGCAGGCCCCCCCCGGACGACGUGGUUGUGGAGGAUCUCGCCCACGAAUUCACGCAUCUUGGGAGUCAGGAUAGCUCUCCGCCUUCCCCAGUCUCACCCAAGACCACCAGUUUUGCAGGAACCGGUCAAAUGGAAGCAAACCACAGGUUUUCAGAGAACAGCAGUCGAGAGGGUCUCUUUUAUGGGAAUCUAGGCAACACUCGUCCUGUUUCUGAUUCAAUGCCAACCUCCAACCAGAAGGAGCCCACGUCCUGGGUGAACGGCCAAGGCCCCGGGAGAGAGAGUGUGUUUUCUCAUUGUCCACCAGGCACCUUCCCACUAAAAAUCACAAGCUUGUUUUCCUCAGAUUGCGUGGACAUCAAGGGUGAAAGUGGAAACCACGAAGUCCCACAUUUUUCUUUUUUUAACAAGACAGUUGAUGGAACGGCCACAGAUCCAUCUUCCACAAGAUCUUCAAGUUACAAGACCACAGCCAGUAGACAGAGAGAAGAAUCGUUACACACGACCCAGGACAAUGGAACCUCUCGUGGGAAUCAACAAGCCACUGGCAAAAUUGCAGAAGAUGAUCCAGACAUGGUAUUUGUGAGUGGUCAUACUUAUCCGAACACGUAUUGGUCUACCAAGUAUGUCCCCAACAUGCUGAAUGACUCUGUGAAAGCGACAGAUAAGACUACAGAUGGAGCUAAAACUGGUGCCAUUAGUUCCAGCUUAAGAGUGGCAGCCAAAGAUGAUAAAGAUGUGUUUGCCUCUGAAAGUCAGAGUCAGAGAACCCAGGGCUUUCUCAAGCCUGGGGAGGCCACGGCCCCUGCACAAGUCAGCAGUCCGCCAACAGUAUCACCUUCCUCAAGCGACAGAGCUACAGCCUGUGGGAUUGGUGGUCACAGCUCUGCCCACAUCUCUGUGACCCCUGCCGCUGGAUUUACAACAAGGAGGACCCAAGACUCAGCUCUGUAUUCCUCAUCCAAUGUUACCAGUAUCACAUCUUCCAAGAUAGAUGAUGGCUCAGAAGAAAUCUGUCUUGACUAUCUGUAUAAGGGCUGUCAGCCUAAUAAAAAGUGCAGCAAAGUUCAUUUCCACCUGCCCUACCGGUGGCAGAUUCUGCUUUCAAACACCUGGAUUGACCUUCAGCCCAUGGAGAAAAUCGAGAAGGCCUACUGUGACCCAAAUAACUCCAUCUUUUCUGUAGGGAGUCAUAACAUCAGUUUCCAGGAAAUGAGCUGCGAGUUCCAUCCCAUCCGACGUCUCUCCACCCCCUCAUCUUGCACGAAGUCGGUCACGUCUGUCUUCGCCACAAAAUGGAUUUGGUAUUGGAAAGACAAGUCUGGUGAUUGGAUUCAAUAUGGGGAAAAGAAAGAUAAUCAGCAGAUUUCAAACAUCACCUCUUCCUACGUGGAGUCCCUGUUUCUCUCCUACCCACGGGGAAUCGUGCAGUUUAAGGCGGGCUCAGAGGAGUACGAACUGAGUUUCCCAGGGAUGAUUCAGACAAACACGGCUUCCAAGACUCAAAAGGAUGUUGCCAGAAGGCCACAAUUUGUGUCUUCCCGGGAUGUGGAGGAGCUUCUGAAAGGGCCAGGCUGUGAGCUGGCACCAUCCCGACUCGAGCCUGUCACCUCAAACGUUCCUCCCUCGGACCAUCCCCCCUUGCUCCCGAAUGGCUAUAAGUUGUCAAUCAUCAGUGAGCGACUUCCAGAGUAUACCAUGAUAAGUGAGAGUUUUAAAGCCUCCAUGAAAAAUUUCAGGAUUGAAAAGAUAAGGAAGAUCCAUAACCCAGAGCUGUUGGAUGCUUUUCAAAGGAAAAAAGCGAAGAUGAAGAAUGCCAAUGAAAAAAUCCUCUUUUAUGCAACAAACCGCAGCCACAUGGAUUCUAUCUGUGCGAAUAACUUUGACUGGACCUUACAUGGAACUCAUGACACCAAAUAUGGAAAAGGAAAUUACUUUGCCAAAGAAGCCAUCUGUUCCCACAAAAAUUACCUGUGUGAUGACAAAAACGUGGUUAUGUUUGUAGCCCGGGUCCUGGUUGGGGAUUUCAUUGAAGGAAAUAUGGCAUACACAUGUCCUCCUCCCCGAUUUUCUGACCCGAAGACUCGGUAUGACAGCUGUGUGGAUACAAGGUUGAAUCCCUCGAUUUUCAUCAUCUUUCAGAAAGAUCAGAUCUACCCAGAAUAUGUGAUUGAGUAUACUGAAACAGACAAAGCCUGUGUGAUUAGUUAGACACGAUGACUUCGGCAUCAUAGCGGACAAUGUUCUGCUCACUUACAGAACCAAAUUGCCCGGAUAAUGGUUACACUUUUACAUUUUCCACACCUGGUUGUAUGUCUUCAAUUGAUGGUUCCCCAGUUUUGCUGCAUAUUUGAGUUGCCUGGUGUAUUCAUUGCCUAGGGCUGCCAUAAGAAAGCGGUGGCUUUAUCCAACAGAAAUUCAUUGUCCCAGCUCUGGAGGCUGGGAGUCCAAGAUCAGGGUAUCAGCCUUGUUGAUUCCUUCUGAGGACUCUGAGAAAGAAACUGUUCCAUGCUCUUUCCUAGCUUCUGGUGGCUCCAGGCAUUCCUUGACUUGCAGCCGCAGUGUCACACGGCGUCCUUCCUUCGUCUCCCUGUCUCUGUGUCUCUCCUCUUUUAUAAGGAAACGAGUCACAUAGGAAUAGGUUCCACCCUACUCCAAUAUGACCUCAUGUUCACGGAACAGAUAACAUCCUCAAAGACCCUAUAUCCAAAUGGGGUCACAUUCAAAAGUACCAGGGUUAGGACUUCAACAUACCUUUUUGGGAGACACGAUUCAAUCCAUAACCUACUGGCGUCGAGUCAAUUUCAACACAUAGCGACCCUAUAGGACAGAGUAGAACUGCUGUACUCUGUCCUAUAGGUUUCUAAGGCUGUAAAUUAUUAGUGAAGCAGACUGGCACAUCUUUCUCCCCAGGAGCUGCUGGUAGGUUCAAACUGCUGACUGCCACUGGUAGGCUCGAACUGCUGACUUUUCUGUUAGCAGCCAAGCACUAUAACCACUGUACCACCAAGGCUCCAUUCAAUCCAUUGUUGUUGUUAGGUGCCAUCGAGUUGGUUCUGACUCAUAGCGACCCAUAUGUACAAUAGAACGAAACACUGCCCAGUCCUGCGCCAUCCUCACAAUCGUUACGUUUGAACCUAUGUGGCAGCCACUAUUUCAAUCCAUCUCAUUGAGGAUCUUCCUUUUUUUUUGCUGACCCUCUACGGAGCAUGAUGUCCCUCGCCAGGGACUGUUCCUCCUGACAACAUGUCCAAAGUACGUGAGACACAAUCUCGCCAUCCUUACUGCUAAGGAGCAUUCUGGCUGUGCUUCUUGCAAGACAGAUUUGUUCGUUUUUCUGGUAGUCCGUAGUAUAGUCAAUAUUCUUCUCCAACCCCACAAUUCAGAGGCGUCAGUUCUUCGGUCUUCCUUAGUCAUCGUCCAGCUUUCUAUGCGUAUGAUGAGAUUGAAAAUACCAUGGCUUAGGCCAGGCGCAUCUUAGUCCUCAAAGUGACAUCUUUGUUUUUCAAUACUUUGAAGAGGUUUUUUGCAACAGAUUUGCCUAGUACAUCAUUUGAUUUCUUGACUGCUGCUUCCAUGGGCAUUGAUUGUGGAUCCAAGUAAAAUAAAAUCCUGGACAACUUCAGUUUUUUCUCUGCUUUUCAUGAUGUUGCUUAUUGGUUCAGUUGUGAGGAUUUUUGUUUUCUUUAUAUUCAGGUGUAAUCCGUAUGAAGGCUGACAUCUUUGAUCUUCAUCAGUAAGUGCUUCAAGUCCUUUUCACUUUCAGCAAGCAGGGUUGUGUCAUCUGCAUAUUGCAGGUUAAUAAGUCUUUCUCCAAUCCUGAUGCUGUGUUCUUCAUAUAGUCCAGCUUCUCAGAUUAUUUGCUUAACAUAUGGAUCGGAUAGAUAUGGUGAAAGGAUACAGCCCUGACACACACCUUUCCUGACUUUAAACCAGUCAGCAUCCCCUUGUUUUUUGGGAACAACUGCCUCUUGGUCUAUGUACAGAUUCUGCAUGAGCACAAUGAAUUGUUCUGGAAUUCUCAUUCUUCACAGUGUUAUCCAUAAUUUGCGAUGAUUUUACGAUCCACAGAGUCAAAUGCCUUUGCAUAGGCAAUAAUAUGUAAGUAAACAUCUUUCUGGUAUUCUCUGCUUUCAGCCAAGACCCAUCUGACAUCAACAAUGAUAUCCCUUGUUCCAUGUUUUCUGAAUCAGGCUUGAAUUUCUGGCAGUUCCUGUCGAUGUAUUGCUGCAACCAUUUUUUAAUGAUCUUCAGCAAAAUUUUACGUGUGUGUGAUAUUAAUGAUAUUGUUCGAUAAUUUCUGCAUUCCAUUGGAUCACCUUUCUUUGGAAUGGGCACAAAUAUGGAUCUCUUCCAGUCAGUUGGCCAAGUAGCUGUCUUUCAAAUUUCGUGGCAUAGACAAGCGAAUACUUCGUGUGCUGCAUCCGCUGAGAUGUUGAAGCAUCUCUGUUGGUAUUCUAUCAAUUCCUGGAGACUUUCCCUAAUGCCUUCAGUGCAGCGUGGACUUCUUCCUUCAGCACCAUCGGGUCAUGAUCAAUAUACUACCUUCUGAAGCGGUUGAACGUUUACCAAUUCUUUUUGGUACAGUGACUCUCUGUAUGCCUUCCAUCUUCUUUUGAAGCUUCCUGUGUUCUAUAUUUUGCCCAUAGAAUCCUUUAAUAUUGCCGCUCGAGGCUUGAAUUUUUUCUUCAGUUCUUUCACCUUGAGAAAUGCUGAGCAUGUUCUUCUCUUUUGAUUUUCUAACUCUAGGUCUUUGCACAUUUGGUUAUAAUCCUUUGGCUAUUCAAGCUGCCCUUUGAAAUAUUCUGUUCAGCUCUUUUUCAUGAUCAUUUCUUCCAUUUGCUUUAGCUACUUGGCAUCGAAGAGCAAGUUUCAGAGUCUUAGAAAGUCUAACAUCCAUUUUGGUCUUUCUUUCCUGUCUUUUAAUGACCUUUUGCUUUCUUCAUGUAUGAUGUCCUUGAUGUCAUCCCAUAACUUGUCUCAUCUUCAGUCAUCAGUGUUCAGUGUGUCAAAUCUAUACUUGAGAUGGUCUCUAAAUUCAUGUGGGAUACACUGAAUCUAUAACACCUGGUAAUCUCUUGAUCUCGGUGCCCAGAUCCAUUAAAUCACAAGGUCGCAGGUAAGAGCCAGGCAGCAGUAUUAUUUAUGGAUCCCAGGUCAAUCCCAUGUGUAGCAAAGCUUGGGAACCACUGUCUUAGAUGCAAUUUUGUUCAGGCUGAUUUCUAAUUUUUUUUUUUUAUCGUAACAACCUUUUCUCUUCAUUUACUGUACAGUGUGGUUUUGUUUAGGUUAAAUUGAAUGAAAAUUAAGAAAUUUGGGGAAAUUCUAAAAAUACCUAUUGAAAGAAGGACAGAAGACAUUACAGCCUUAGACGGAAGGUUGAAAGACUGGGGGGAAAAUGCUCAGGGGCAAACUGGGGAAAAAAAGGCUAUUUAAAAUGCGAUUAUAGACAUACCACAAUACUGUGUCCUAUAUUUGUGGUGAAACCUUCUGGGCACACAUUUAUUUAUCUCGAAGUUUAUUUAGGGGAUAGAUCACAUAUAGGUGACUCUUCUGGUAUGCAACAAAAAGCUGCCAAGCAUGGCCCAGAGAGAGGCAACCAGCUGGAGUUCCUUGCCCAUAGGGCUCUGUGUACAAUUAUGGCAAUGGAGAUAUUUACCUUCUACUUAAUAUGAUUGCAGAGAGGAAAUCUUUUUCAAAUCAGGCUUUCAUGGCGUGUCCAUGUUUUGGGGGGAUUGCCACAUUGCCAGGUGUUUUGAGAAAUGUUGUCUCUUCUCAGCAGGAGACUGAGCUUCAGUAACCAGAUUCAUACAAGCGUGACUUAUAAACCCGAGUGCUAUUGUAGUUGUUCGAUGCAGCAGAUGAGGCUUACCCUUAAACUAACCUGUGCCUCCUUCAGUGUUCUGAAAUCCAGGAGUCCUCCUUGAGCCCCCCUCUCCCCAAGCAGUCCCCAUACCCGGUUUUACCUUGUAAACAUCUCUAUCUGCUUCUAAGUUGUUCUCUAUUUAGCAGAAAGAAUGGUCAUUUCUUUAAAUAUACUUAAUAAUGGUCUUUUAAAUACACAAAUACAAUUAAGCCUUUAGGAUAAAGUUCAAAGUCAUGGCCAUAGCCCUACAUGGUCUCUCCCUCCCUACCCUACCCCUCUUGUUUCUGUCAGCUCCUUGGCGCCCUGCUCUUUGCCUAGGUCAGUGAUUCUCAACUAGCACGCCUGCCUUUUUUCCUUUUUAGUGACAACGGCUUUGUAAUAUUGCCUUUAUUAUCCUGACAUGUAAGUCAUAGGAAAUAUACUUGACCUAAAAACACACGUAAUUUUACAAAUAAACUGAAAGUGAACUAAAUUCAAUAUAACAGGGAAAUAAAGGGUAUGCAGAAGUCAGGUGCUGACAUCUGCGCCUAGUGAAUAAACGUGUACUUCAAAGAAGGUGGAAACUCAAGCUGUUUUGCUCAAUUGGGAAAAUCAAAAAGUAGGGAUACGAGCGGACAUUAGAAUAAAAACCAGUGAUGCAAUAAUUUAUUUGCAUGGGAUAAUACUUAUUUUUAUAUGAUAAAUGAACGAAACAACCUUACUUGAAAUAAAGGUAAUAUGCAAGAAAAUGUAUAGACUGUCGAAGCGGAGAACGCGUGGAGCUCUGAUGUUCUUGCAGGCGAGUUACUAGUCAUACAAGAAUGUCCAGCAAGACAUUCCAGAUUCGUAUAGGGUACAGAAUCACUCUUUAUGAUUAUUGCAAGAUGUUCAGCAAUCCAUAUUGGCUCCCCCACAUUAAAUGCCAGGGCACCCCCCUCCCCAUCACGGUGGCAACCACAAAUCCCAGCAGACCUAUUGGUCCUUUUUAGAAAAUAGAUAUUUUUUUGACAUUCUCUCGCUGUCCUGUGAUAAUUCAUAGGUGAUAUAAUCUAUUUACACACAAAAAUCCAUUUAAUGCCCAAGGUCUAUUACAACAGAGAAGUCAAGGAAAGGAAUUUGUAAUGACAGUUGUAUAAAUUUCAGUAUGUAAAUGCUCAGGUAUGACUAUGCUGUAAAACAUCAUGGAAUAGCCAUAUGUUUACCCCAGUUGUAAUGAACAGGAUUGCAUUUAAGAGUCGAUAAGAGGCUGCCCUAUUAAGAAGUAUAGGAAAGUGAAAGAUUGAAGACUAGAAGAGAAUCCAGUAUCAGGGUACGUCAUAACACCAUAUACCUUAUCUGUCUAUGGUAAGGGAAAGUGCGAAAUUAACCUUAACUGAAAUAAGGAUAACAGGACAAGCCAGAUUAUCCUGAUGGCUUAUAUCCUCUCAGACGAGCUGCAGGUCCUACGUAGAUGUCCUGGCAGACGUUCGAAAGUCGUACGGGGUGCGGGACAGUUCUUCCUUGUGUGGGAACAGCCCACAUGCAGCAGGACAUCUGUUACCCCUGGCUGCAUCCACUCAAUGCCAGUAAUGGCCCCCAUGAUUGUGAAACCAGCAAUAUGCCCAUCAGUUUCCAAACUACACAGGUGGGAACCACUGACCUAGUUAAUACCUAAGUUAAUCUUUUAACUAGUUGCCAUUUAGUUGAUUCUGACUCAUGGCGACCCAUGGGUGUCAGAGUAGAACGGUGCUUCCAGUUAGCACGCAAGUGCAUCAACUGUUUGCAUCACCCAGGGACUCCUGUGGCAUCCUUAGCUUAACUGUUAUUUCCAUAGGGAGCCCCUCGGUGGUGCAAAUGGUUAACUCGAUGAUCUAGUGGAAAGGCUGGAGGUUUGAAUCCACCCAGAGGCACCUUGGAAUCUACUGAAAGGGUUGAAAACUGGAGCAUAGUUUUGCUGGGACACACAUGGGGUCGCCAUGAUGCCAACUCAAUGGCAACUAGUUUGGUAUUUUCUUUUUUUUGGUUUUACUUCCAUGAGGUCUCUAGGUUUCAGAUCCUUGUCUCCCAAACCGCAGGUUUUUUAAAUAUUUUGCGCCUUGCUUUGUUCAUUUUUAGCAUUUAUGUAACACGAAUUGUCUGCUUUCUGCCUUAGAAUGUAAGCCCCAUGUGGGCAGAGUCUAGGUCUGGCCACACCCAAAGCCUACCCAAAUUUGGUGCCUGAUUCUCUGUGUGUCCUACAAAUUUUGUGGACUAAAUUAAGUGCAACUGUUUAUAUUUCAAUAGUUGUAUUUCCUCUUGUUCCUCUUCAAGCUUAAUUUCAGAUCGUUUAAUAAAAAGGAAUUCAUACCAA